This is a messenger RNA of Gekko japonicus, 2481 nucleotides long. Its product is annotated as protein bicaudal D homolog 2-like. Gene Ontology annotation, cellular component: cytosol; Golgi apparatus. Bases 193 to 2481 code for a protein of 762 amino acids. Gene Ontology annotation, molecular function: cytoskeletal adaptor activity; dynactin binding; dynein complex binding. The transcript has 9 exons. Gene Ontology annotation, biological process: protein localization to organelle; regulation of microtubule cytoskeleton organization; microtubule anchoring at microtubule organizing center. The record is from RefSeq and is a predicted model, not a curated record. NCBI's taxonomy places the organism in Eukaryota, Metazoa, Chordata, Lepidosauria, Squamata, Gekkonidae.
UAAAAGGGGGAGGGAAUGAAGCGGAUGAAUCAGACGCCGCCGCCUCUGGUGCCGCCCGGCGCGGUCGCUGCUUGGCGGAUAACGGGCCUCUCAGCCGCGGUCUGUUAAGGCUAGAAAUAAGUUUUCCCGUGAAGUUCCUUUCGCGCUCUCCGAUUGGAGCAGGCGGACCACGCCCCUCGGCUGAGGGGCGGCAUGCCGGCAGCCCCCAUGGCGCAGGAUCCGGCGCAGCUGCAAGCCGAGGUGGACCGGCUGACAGCCGAGCUGCGGAAGGCGACGCAAGAGAAGGUCCAGGCGGCGGAAUACGGGCUGGCCGUGCUGGAGGAGAAUGGGGAGCUGAGACAGCACUGCGGCGAGCUGGAAGGCCAGCUGGAAAUGAUGCGCUUGGAGGCGGCCCACAUGAAGGAGGCCUUGACGGAGUCCCACAGCGUCCACAAAAGGGCCGCGGCCGACGGGGAGAGCCGGGAAGAGCACUUUCUCCGAGAGGCGGCCUCCAAGGAGGCCCGCUUGAACCAGAGCAUCGAGGACCUCCAGGGCGACGUGAAGCACCUGCGGUCCCAGCUGGAGGGCACGGCGGCGGAGAGCGAGCGUCUCGGGGCGGCUCUGCAGGACCUGAGGAAGGAAUGCUUGGACUCCGAGCGCAGUCGGCUGCGCGAGCAACUGAAGCAGGCCAAGGCGAGGGAGCUGCACCAGCUGCAGGACUGCGCGGAGCUGGAGGAGGAGAACAUCUCCCUGCAGAAGCAGGUCUCCGUGCUCAAGGGCAGCCAGGUGGAGUUUGAGAGUGUCAAACGUGCGCUCAGCUGCCGGGAGGAGGAGCUGUCCCUCGCGGGGAACCAGCUGUUGGAACUGGGGCGCCUGCGGGACCUGGCGGAGCAUCAGCUCCAGGAAGCGCUGGAAACCCUGCAGGCGGAGCGGGAGCAAAAGCAGGAGCUGCGGCGGGAGCUGGCCGCCUGCUCCCGGGGACACCACGCCUCGCUGAGCAGCUUGCCGGCCAACCUGGAGGAGCUGAACCACAGCCAGGCGGAAGGCGAGGAACAGGACAGCGGCUUCGCCAACGGCAGCGCCCUGGGGGGCAGCAUGGCCUCUACGCCCCACGGCAGCCGUCCUGCGCCUGGCCUUGUGGCAGACCUCUUCAGCGAGCUCAGCCUAGCAGAGAUCCACAAGCUGCAAGAGCAGCUGCGCCAGGCAGAAAACGAGAAGACCUCCCUGGCCUCCGACUUGCAGGAGCUGAAGACGCAGCUCACCACCACCAAGGAGGCCCUGGCUCAGCAGCAGCUGCGCAACAGCCACGACGCGCAGCACUGUCAGGCCCCGGAGGCCGGCCCGCACCGAGAAAGAGCCGGCCUGUCGCUCCAGGAGAGGGAGGCCUGCCGCGAGGCGGUGGAGAAGGCCCAGCUGGCCGCCCAGAGGGAGAAGGAGGCGGCCGCGCAGCUGGAAGCCGACUUGCGGGUCGCCCGGAGGGUCGCCCUGGAGUGUCAGUCGCGCCUGGCUCAGGCCCAGGAGGAGCUCCUGGGCUUCUCGGAGGAGCUGGCCGGGCUCUACCAUCACGUCUGCACCUGCCACAGCAUCACCCCGCAGCGGGUGGUGUUGGAUUACUACCGGGAGGGCCGCGGCGCCCAGAGCCUGUGCCGGAGGCGAUCUUCCAGGAAGUUGCCGGUGACGGAGCGGGAGGUGGGGGGCGGCGGGGACCGGUCCCCCGGCAGCGGCCACAGCUCGCCCUGCGGCCUGGAGCCCCUCAACCUGGCCAGCCUGCUGGGCGUCCUACAGGAGCAGCUGGGGCACCUGCAGGUGGCGCUGUCCCUGGCGCACCGGCAGAGCCCCUCGGGGCACGGCGCGGAACUGGAGCGGGACAAGGAGGUGCUGGUGGAGGAAGUGCUGAAGCUGAAGUCCCUGCUGAGCACCAAGCGGGAGCAGAUUGCCACCCUGCGCACAGUGCUGAAGGCUAACAAGCAGACGGCAGAGGCGGCCCUCUCCAACCUCAAAAGCCAGUACGACGGCGAGAAGCUGCUCGUGUCCGAGACGAUGGCCAAGCUGCGGCACGAGCUCAAAGCCCUGAAGGAGGACGCGGCGACCUUCUGCUCCCUGCGCGCCAUGUUUGCCAGCAGGUGUGACCAGUACGUGAGCCAGCUGGAUGAGAUGCAGCGGCAGCUGGCGGCAGCCGAGGACGAGAAGAAGACACUGAGCUCCCUGCUGCGAAUGGCCAUCCAGCAGAAGCUGGCGCUCACCCAGCGCUUGGAGUCCCUGGAGAGCCCGGCGGAGGUGCCGGGGGUCAGGCGCAGACCCCUCAGAGCGGCCAAGAGCACUGUGUGUUGCAUCCACUCCAGUGCUCUUGUGAACCAGAGCCAGCGCCAAAGGAGCCCUUGCGGUGACAGCUUCCGGGAAGCCAAAGCCUUUGGGUUCCAGGGGAGUCCGGUCACAAAGCUGACCUUGGGCCAGGCGUGCACUCUCAACCAAACCUGCCUCACUGGGUUGUAUCAGAGAUAA